This is a messenger RNA of Saccostrea cuccullata (small rock oyster), 1737 nucleotides long. RefSeq lists its product as uncharacterized. The transcript has 3 exons. The record is from RefSeq and is a predicted model, not a curated record. The coding region runs from base 1 to 1668 and encodes 555 amino acids. NCBI's taxonomy places the organism in Eukaryota, Metazoa, Mollusca, Bivalvia, Ostreida, Ostreidae.
AUGGUGGGUCGAAAAAAUACUCCCGAAUCAAAGGGCAAGUAUUGGUGUGUUGUACCAGGGUGCAAUUCCGAUUCAAGAAAGAAAAAUAAACUAGAUAAAUAUCCUUGGAUGGAGGAUGUCUCCUUUGAACCCUUCCCAACGAAACGCAAAGAGCCAAAACUUCGAGCGAAAUGGAUCACCAUGAUACGGCGCCCCAAAGAAUAUGAACCUUUAGCUCAUCACAGAGUUUGCACGAAACAUUUCGUAGGAAAUUGUCGCUCAGAAAAUCAUACAAUCCCAGAACUUUUCCCAUGGAAUAAUUACAAAUCAGUAUCUACAACAAAACCCCUGUCUAUUGAGAAGCGAGAACGAGCAAUGGAGCAAAGUGCAACAGUACCUGCAUUCCAAGACAAGGAAAACUCAGACCCAGCACAUAUGCUGCAAGUAUCAUCGUCAUCUCAGCAGCACGUACCAGUAGACAUACGUGUGGGCCUGCCAUUUGCUGUGUAUGAAACAGUUGUAGAGUCUUGCAAACUUUCAGAGUCAGCACCAUCCACAACUACUGAAACAGAUCACAGCUACAGCAGACCACUUGUAGACAGGUUUCUAACAACCAGUGAUGAUGUUGAAGAUAAAGGUACACAGACAGACCUCACUUCUGAAGACAUGAACAACACUUCGAGAGAAAAUGAACAAUUAAAGGCAAAACUCAGUGAUAAAGAUGCACUUCUCAGAAACCUGUUCAUUGAAAAAGUAACCAAAAAUGACAAAUCUAUCCAACAAUAUACUGGGUUACCAAAUUUAGAAACUUUUAAUAAAAUUAGUGACUUAACAUUAAAGUAUGAACCAAAUUUGAAAUACUGGACCGGUGAACAUAGCGAAAACGAAAAAAGCUAUCAAAAUAGAGGGAAUAAGCCCGGUCCAUCUAGAAAGCUAUCAAGGUACCAGGAAUUGAUCCUUACACUUGUGCGAUUUCGCCUUGCAUUGCCAGUGGUAGUUAUGUCUGAUUUAUUUGGGGUGUCUUGUUCCAGAAUCUCUUCUAUAUUCUCAACCUGGAUUUUUUAUAUGUAUUUCAUGUUUAAAGAUUUCAUUUUCUGGCCAUCCCGAGAACUAGUGAAGAAGUUCAUGCCAAAAUCUUUUUACAAAUUUCCAAGGACCAGAGCUAUCAUAGACUGUUCAGAGAUUUUCAUUCAGAGACCCAGGGACCCCUCUGUAAAUGCUAGGACAUAUAGUACAUAUAAAUCUCACAACACCUUUAAAUUUCUGGUGAGCAUUACACCAACAGGUGCUUUUAACUUUGUGUCUCAAAUAUGGGGAGGGAACACUUCUGACAGGUACAUUACCAUGAAUUCUGGUUUCUUAGAUUAUGUGUCACCGGGAGACGAGAUUAUGGCUGACCGGGGUUUCACCAUUCGAGAUUUACUUACAGAGAGACAUGCUUAUCUGAAUAUACCACCAUUUACUCGUAAGUGUACUUGGGGCAAAGGGAAGUACCUUACAUCUACUCAAAUUAAAAAAACCCGUCAAAUUGCAAAUUUGAGAAUCCAUGUUGAGAGAGCCAUUCAAAGGUUGAAAUCAUUUAAACUAAUUUCUCAGAUUCUACCCUGGAGUAUGAAAUCUUUAGUCAAUCCGAUGAUCAUUUUAGGUGCAUUCUUUUGUAACUUAAAGAAACCUCUUGUAACCAAGUGACACUGUAUGCAGUUUGAAUCAAAUAAAUCCCAUGAUCUCAUUUUAAACAAUAUUUAAUUUUGUCAUCAA